This is a messenger RNA of Pogona vitticeps (central bearded dragon), 3465 nucleotides long. RefSeq names its product mitochondrial elongation factor 2 (gene MIEF2). The record is from RefSeq and is a predicted model, not a curated record. Gene Ontology annotation, cellular component: mitochondrial outer membrane. Gene Ontology annotation, biological process: positive regulation of mitochondrial fission; mitochondrion organization. NCBI's taxonomy places the organism in Eukaryota, Metazoa, Chordata, Lepidosauria, Squamata, Agamidae.
CGGUGGCCGCCAGCGGCCGGGGGUGCCUGCCCCGGGAAGGUCAGUGAUGGCGGACUUUGCCCGCAAGGAGGGGAAGAGUCGGGACGACCGCGGCUUGGGCAGUGUGGUGGACUUCCUCCUGGCCAACGCUCGGGUGGUCCUUGGGGUCAGCGGGGCAGCGGUGUUGGCGAUCGCCACUCUGGCCGUGAAGCGGCUCAUCGACCGAGCCACCAGCCUGCCGGAUGAGGAUGAUGACAUAAAAGCCAAGCAGAAGUCCUUGGAGGAGAGCUGGCAGGAGCUGAGUUUAAUCAAGGCGGUCCCCAAGGUGCGCCGGCAGGACCUCGAGGCGCCCUUGCUGUCCUCGGCCACGGAUGGGCCUGGAAAAGAAUCCGAGAGCUCUCUCCUGUCCUCGGGGGCCCCUGUGACAGAAUCGAGGCCCACGCUGUGCCUCGCGUUUCAGGAAAAGCUCCUCGCCUUCUCUAAGGCCCACGUCUCUGUUUCGGAGUCAGAAAAGGCUCUGGGGAAGCAACUGGCAGAGGACGUCUGCGCCGCGUUCCAAACAUUCUUGAAAACCAAGUCUCCGGAGCUGCCCUUCGCGAACGGGUGGCUGAGCGGCUACUUGUGCGACGACGUGGCGAGCCGUGGCCACCUCGAGGUCUCCUUCGUGCUCCCGCUGGUUCUGGAACCUAAUCUUUGGCGCUUGGUCCCCGGCGAACAGACGGUGGUGAAUAACCCCCGUUUUGGGCUGGUGAAACGGACCGGCUUGGAGUAUUUCCAGCGCGGAAGCAGCGCCUGGGACAGGUUCCUGGUGGGCGGGUAUCUCUCCUCCAACGCCAUCCACGAGGCCCUCCAUAAGAUCUUGAUGGCGUCGACCCACUGGCCGGUCCUGGGCAGCGUGCUGGAAUGUGUGAUCCGGCCGGCCAUGGCUCCCAAGCAGCUCAAGUUGGAGGUGGUUCACCGGCAGACCCAUCUGGACAUCGCCCUCUGCCCGAUGAUCGAAGCCGGGGAUAAAAUCCUCCUCUUGACCUCCUCGGAGGAGCCCGGAGAGAACCUCUGGGAGGAAAACUUUUAUACGGCGGAGAUCUCCCGGCUGAACGAUUUGGACGCCCGAGAUUCCGGUGCCCGCCGGCGCUGCCUCAGCCUCUUGAAGGUCCUUUUAGGAAACCACCCCUUCUGGACCAAAGUGAGCGGCGCCCCUUUGACUCACGUCCUCCUGCACGUGAGCGAAACCGAGACGGACUGGUCGGAGGCCACGCUGGCCGACCGGUUCCAGCAGGUCCUGGAGGAGCUGGUCCAGUUCCUGGCGAAAGGAUCCCUCCCGUGCUUUUUCGACAGCCGGAUCAACCUUCUCGACCACUUGCUCCCGGAGGAAAUCGAGGACAUCGGGUGUACGCUCUACGAGGCUUUAGCCCAGCCCGACCUCGCCGCUGGAUUUGGUUUAUGAACCGCGGGCCUGGUGGAGGUUCCUGCACUUAAAUCUCCUUUCGCAGUGGCGUGAAAGGAAACUUUUCUGGCGAUCCCCCCCCCGGGGGGGGCAGCCUUUGCACCCAAGGAAAACGUAAAAUAUUCACUCCCGAAGUAAAAUGGGUCAGGAUUGAUAAAAGAUAGUAAGCGUCUGCCUGUUCUCUUCCCCUUGACUUAGAACUUUCUGGAAUGGUUGGCAUAACAUUAUUAAUCCUUAGUGGUUCCAUCCCGUUUUCUUUGAUCAAGAGAUGGGAGGACAUGCGAGUCUCUGUUCGUCCCCACGCGACUGGGGCAGCAUGAGGUGGCAUUGAAGGCAAGAUGUAAACUUGCAGAACCCCCAAUUCAGAUUUAAGGAUCAGUCCCCAUUCUAGUUUAGGAACUUGACAGUCUUGUGCUGUUUGAUCCGAGCGCUUGCAGAUUCCGGAAAGGUUAAACCGACGAUGGUAAACAAGACUUGAGGAAAACGGUCGUUUUUGGUUUACGAGCCUCGGAAUCCCCCUACCUAUCCAAUCUGGGAGAUUCUGGGAUGGUGGUUUGAAAAGCAACUUCCCCAUCUUCAGGAGAGGAGUUCAGGCUUUGUUAAAUGAUGGGGGAUUUUUUGCCAAACCAAGAAUCAUUGUUCCAUGUUUGCAGGUCUUGGGUGCUCAGAAGGAGCAUUUUUAUAACCUGAAGAAAAAAGUCAUGCCAUUAAAUGGUGAUGCUUUCUUUAGACUUGCGGGGUUUCCUCUCCUGGGGCGUAGCUCUUCGCUUCUGUUGUCAUGCCUGGCCAACUGGCCAAGCUUUUGAAGCAUGUGAUGAGACCUCCAGAGGACUAGAAACUUGACUUGUCCUUCAGGCGGUUUUCCUUGAUCAGGGCAGACCCCAAUCUGGCACAAACAAGAUCUGUUUAUCUACCUCAUGGGCCUAAAAUUUCAAUUACUUUUCCUUUGCUUGCCGGUCAUCCUGGAUACCAGCCCUGGAAAAAUUAACAAAGUGCCGAAAUGGGUGGGUCGGUUAGGGGAGAGAUGGGGCUACAUCUAGAUGUUGUGCUUUCCUGGAAACUUAAUUGGGUAAACUGGAAAGGGCAGAUCGCUUGUGCCAUCAUGCAACGCCCAUCAGCUUUUCCGUUGCCCCAGGAAAGCCCAAGGGACCUCCGUUUGCCAGCUUCUCUGGUGAAGCACCCUCGGAAUAUUACGGAUUACGACUCCCAUCGCCCUUAGCCGGUGUUGGGGGCAUUUUGUGGGGUGAGGAAGGGCUGAGCUGGAGAAGACCGUAUGAUCAAAAUCAAGAGGUUUUCUGGAUGGAAGGAGGAAAGCUUUGAUUCCACGCCCCCUUCCUUGGCCUGGCUUGUAGACCACGGGCCUUGCGACGGAAGUGGAAAAGGGUUCUGCACUGCAGGGAGGGGAGGAACGGAAGGUCCUCCAAGUGCCGGUUACCUUCUAAAUUUCCACCCUUUUUUCUGGCGUCGUUAUGAGUUUUAAGAAGCCUGAGCCAGGGGGUGACUCUUCCCCCAUCAACACCCUCAACUGGAUCAGGUCGUGAUCUCAAGCAGCGAACGGUGGUGUACAUUUGCUCAACGGAGACCCCUUUUCUGUCUCACUGAGCUACCUUUUUGUGCCGAUUUUUUUCCUCGUGCUUUCUUCGCAAUUGUGCGUCCGUGUGGAAACGCCAGCCUAGCUAUCUAGCAGCUACCCACACACUGCUGUGCAAAGAAACCUUGCUUUUGAAGGGAGAUGAUACACUGAUAAAGUCAUUUACAAAGUGUGUGUAUACAUAUAUAUGUUCUGACAGAAUAGAAUUUAAUAAAAAGGGGGGGGGAAUGUCUGAGGUGAGCUUUAUCACAGAGAGAUGGUUCACACUGGUGUGGAGAAUGGGUGGCUCCUCACCUCAUUGAGCUGCACUCCCAUUGGCCCACAAAGCUGAUAGAGGAUGAUGGGAAUGGAGGUCAACAUUAACUGGAGGGGCUCAUGCAUCCCAUUUCCAACAUCCUCUUAUAUGUCAUGUAAAGAGGAGGCAAUAAAGAGAUUUCACUGCCAAAAUCUU